AUCACGAAAACGCGUUCGACGUCACCGGCAGCGAUGGCGCCUCGGUGGCAGGAGUGGCCUUAAGCCCUCUCCCAUCGCCCUUCCAGUUUGUUUUUAUACGUCGGGGUGUGUGUGCGUUCUUUGUUGUUGCUUGUAAAUAACCACGUAGAAGACAACUCUCUGUAAAUACGCGCCGAUUUAUAUUCGUUACGGCGAGGCGAGUGCGCUCCCGAUUUUAAAUGGGAGGCCUUUCCUUAUCAAGAUUCGCUCUUCUUCUGCCGCUGCUGCUGCUGCUCGCCAUCGUCACGUCGGCGGUCGGUGCCACCCUGCAGAGGCACGAGCGACGUCUCCUCAGGGACCAAGUUUUGGAGAUGUUUGACCAUGCCUAUGGCAGCUACAUGAGGUACGCGUACCCGGCCGACGAGCUGAUGCCCCUCAGCUGUCGCGGCCGUGAGAGAGGCAAGGAGCCCAGCCGGGGGGAUGUGGACGACGCCCUGGGGAAGUUUUCCUUGACGCUUAUUGACUCUUUGGAUACCCUUGUGGUGCUGAACCGUCUCGAUGAGUUUGAAGACGCGGUGCGCAUGGUCGUGCUGGACACACGGCUCGACCACGACGUCGUCGUCUCCGUCUUCGAGACCAACAUUCGCGUGCUUGGCGGGCUGCUGGGUGGGCAUGUGAUGGCUAUCAUGCUGCAGGAGAAGGGCGAGCGCAUGCAGUGGUACAGCGGGGAGCUGCUGCACAUGGCAAAGGAGGUUGGCUAUCGCCUGCUGCCGGCUUUCAACACCUCCAGCGGCCUGCCCUACCCACGAGUGAACCUCAAGCACGGCAUGGUGCGGCCGCAGUCCAGAACGGGUGUGGAGGUGGACACGUGUACGGCGUGCGCGGGCACCAUGCUGCUGGAGUUUGCCGCUCUCAGCCGCCUCACAGGGGACUCCGUGUUUGAGGAUCAUGCACGCAGGGCCAUGGAUUUUCUGUGGGACAAGAGGCAGAGAGGCAGCAACCUGGUGGGCACAGUCAUCAACAUCCACACGGGUGACUGGGUGCGGCGAGACAGUGGCGUAGGAGCGGGAAUCGACUCGUACUACGAGUACCUGUUCAAGGCUUACAUCUUACUGGGCGAUGACACCUUCCUGGAACGAUUCAACAUUCACUACGAAGCCAUCAUGAAGUACAUCAGCCAGCCGCCACUCCUUCUGGAUGUCCAUAUGCACAAGCCGACGCUGAAUGCCAAGACGUGGAUGGACGCCCUACUCGCAUUCUUCCCUGGUCUGCAGGUGCUCAAAGGGGACAUCAGGCCAGCCAUCGAGACCCAUGAGAUGCUGUACCAGGUGACACGGCGACACAACUUCCUCCCAGAGGCCUUCACCACCGACUUCCGCGUUCACUGGGGCCAGCACCCACUGAGGCCGGAGUUUGCCGAGAGCACUUACUUCCUGUUCAAGGCAACAGGUGAUCCCUAUUAUCUGGAAGUUGGCAAGUCCAUCGUGGAGAACUUGAACAAGCUAGCACGCGUGCCGUGUGGAUUUGCCGCGAUGAAGGACGUCAGGACCAAUAGCCAUGAGGACCGUAUGGACUCGUUUUUCCUGGCCGAGAUGUUCAAGUACCUGUACCUGCUAUUUGCGGAGAAAGAGGACCUGGUGUUUGACAUCGAGGCCUACGUCUUCACCACGGAGGCUCACCUGCUGCCCCUCUCAUUGUCAGUCAGCAACGCCAACAACAGCCGCAACAGCACGGGCAAUGCGUUCACCCAUUCGGACGAUGGAAGCUCCGACUGGGCUUGCCCCAACUCGCAGGUGCUCUUCCCAAAUGACCCCACCUUUGCUCAGACGCUCCGCGAGCCGUUCAAGAACGUCGUGGAUGAAGUUUGUCCAAAGCCAAAGCAGCAACAGGAUUCUCCGUCCCUGCCGGCAGCCAGCCCUGGGACUGAACCUCCUCUCCGGGCGCGAGACUUCCUGGCCACCAACCAGGAGCACGUGGACCUCCUCAAGAAGAUGGGCAUCAACAUCAUUCAGCUGCCGGACGGGAGGGUGCAGCUCGUGCAUCACGCUUCUCAGGCUGCAAACUCGCGGGACGCGGCGGACGGCCUCCGCUUCAUGCAGGAGAUGAUGGACCUGUCCAACCAGCAGAAGGAGGACCUGCCGCCCCGCGUCGUGCAGAUCAUGUCUCCCCCGUUUCUCGGGCGGAUGGUUUUGACUGCUGGGCCUGCGCAGUUCGGAGUGGACCUUGCCAUUGUGGAAAAAGGGGUGCAAGCGCUGGUGGCGGUGGGCGAGCCCUUCAGCGGAUGCUCGGAGUUGGUGAACGGCGACGCCGUCGUAGGAAAGAUCGCGCUGCUGCAGCGGGGCCAGUGCAUGUUCGCGGAGAAGGCGCGCAACGUGCAGCUCGCAGGCGGCGUCGGAACCAUUAUCAUUGAUGACACAGAGGGCAGCAGCAGCGACACGGCACCGUUCUUCCAGAUGGCGGGUGACGGCAAGAGCACGGACGAUGUGGGCGUUCCUCUGCUCUUCCUCUUCCACAAGGAGGGACGCAUCCUGCUUGAGGCCCUGGCCCGGGGCCCGCUCGAGGUUCUCUUGGCGAGCCGUGCCCAGCCUCUCUGUGACAGCAAGGAAAAUCAGCAAGGGGAAAGUGACGAGCAGUCCGGAGAGAUUUUGGCGCAGUGUGAAAACCACCAACUCUCACGAACUCUGGACCUUGCCCAUGCGGCCAAUGCAGCGACCAACCCCAGCGAUGAUGGUGCACGGUCUGGCCAGCAAGAUCAGGAAUUACCCGCAGGGGACGCAGGGAGGCCCAGGAGAGAGUCCGAGGAAGACGAUGGUGAAAUUGACUCUUCUGAGAUAACCUGUGACGAGAGGCACGUGGCUUGUGAUACCGACACAGAUGGCGAUGGCACAAACGAAGGAGUAGGCGAUGGCGGUGGUGGCAGCUGUGACGGUGGAGGUUGUGGCGGUGAUCGUGGUGAUGCUGACGGUUCGGCAGAAGAGGUUGAUAGGAUAGAAUCAUCGAGUGAGGAGCUGGACUCGGACUCUGAGAAGGAUCCUACCGAGAAUCCAAGCGAUUCCGUGGGCAGUGACUGGACAGAGGAGUUAGAAGCUUUCGCGGAGUAUGCAAGAGACGAAUUAUGACACCUGCAAGGAACAUCGCGGUUUGCACAGGACCUUGUUUCCUAUAAUACUUACAACUGUUCCAAAUAAUGGUUUACCAUUGUAUCUCAGGGCUGUCUUAGGAUUUAAGGCUGGAUGCAAUGUUGCCACUGAUUGGUGGUAGAGAAAAGAAAUAGAGGAGAUAUUUUCUUUCUCAUCGGUGGUGACUUUGUAAGUAUUAUCUUCCAAUCUGAAUUAAGAGGUAACCGCGUGAUUCCCCCCCCCCCCACCCCGAAAGCAUUGUGUAUAAUAUUGUACAGUGCUCUUUGUAGCAUCGAAAAUGUGAUAAAAUAAAACGUGUAAAUUGAGUUUUUUGUUCCAGAUGAAAGAUGCAUUGAAAAGUAAAAAUUUUAAGUAAUGAGA
Lethenteron reissneri (Far Eastern brook lamprey) is the source of this 3479-nucleotide messenger RNA. RefSeq names its product ER degradation-enhancing alpha-mannosidase-like protein 3. Lineage: Eukaryota; Metazoa; Chordata; Hyperoartia; Petromyzontiformes; Petromyzontidae. Gene Ontology annotation, molecular function: mannosyl-oligosaccharide 1,2-alpha-mannosidase activity; calcium ion binding. The record is from RefSeq and is a predicted model, not a curated record. Gene Ontology annotation, cellular component: endoplasmic reticulum; membrane. Gene Ontology annotation, biological process: mannose trimming involved in glycoprotein ERAD pathway; carbohydrate metabolic process; endoplasmic reticulum mannose trimming.